AUGUCUCCCCUAGUGCGUGUUUACCCCGGUGCGUGUUUGCCCUGGUGCGUGUUUACCCCGGUAAGUCUUUGCCCCGGUGCGUACCUCCCCUGGUACAUGCCUCCCCCGGUGCGUGCUUCCCCCCGGUGCGUACCUCCCCCGGUGCGUAUCUCCCCCGGUGCGUAUCUCCCCCGGUGCGUACCUCCCCCGGUGCGUACCUCCCCCGGUGCGUACCUCCCCCCGGUGCGUACCUCCCCCCGGUGCGUACCUUCCCUCGGUGUGUACCUCCCCUCGGUGCGUACCUUCCCCGGUGCGUGUGCCUCCCCUGGCAUAUACCUCCCCCGGUACAUGGCUCCCCUGGUGCGUAACUCCCCCCGGUGCGUACCUCCCCCGGUGUAUAUCUCCCCCGGGUACAUACCUCCCCGGUGCGUGUGUCCACUGGUAUAUGCCCUCCCUGGUACAUGCCUUCCCCCAGUGCGUACCUCCCCUGGUAUAUGCCUCCACUCGGUGUGUACCUCCCACCGGUGCGUGUUUGCCCCGGUGCGUGUUUACCCCGGUGUGUACCUCCCCCUGGUACAUGCCUUCCCCGGUACGUAUCUCCCCUGGUACAUACUUCCCCCGGUGCGUGUUUACCCCGGUAAGUCUUUGCCCCGGUGCGUACCUCCCCCUGGUACAUGCCUCCCCCGGUGCGUGUUUACCCCGGUGCAUGCUUCCCCCGGUGCGUGUUUACCCUGGUAUGUGUUUACCCCGGUGCAUGUUUACACCAGUAUAUACCUACCCUUGGUGUGUCCCUCUCCCCGGACUGUAUCUCCCCCGGUGCAUACCUCCCCCUAG
This is a messenger RNA of Aspergillus tanneri, 813 nucleotides long. RefSeq lists its product as uncharacterized. NCBI's taxonomy places the organism in Eukaryota, Fungi, Ascomycota, Eurotiomycetes, Eurotiales, Aspergillaceae. The transcript has a single exon. The record is from RefSeq and is a predicted model, not a curated record. Bases 1 to 813 code for a protein of 270 amino acids.